Messenger RNA from Metarhizium album ARSEF 1941, 1509 nucleotides. RefSeq lists its product as uncharacterized. The transcript is spliced from 3 exons. The coding region runs from base 1 to 1509 and encodes 502 amino acids. The record is from RefSeq and is a predicted model, not a curated record. NCBI's taxonomy places the organism in Eukaryota, Fungi, Ascomycota, Sordariomycetes, Hypocreales, Clavicipitaceae.
AUGUCUGCCGACGACCAGCAGUUUUUUCAUGUCGUGCUCGCGCACAUUCCGCCCCAGCUCAAGCAAUACUCCAACCACGUUGCCGAAUACAUAGAUGAAAACGUCGAUCAAGCCGCCAGGAUCCUUCGCGAGACACUUUCACAAGCAACAUGGCUGCCAGACUACGCCAGACCGACUCCCCCCGCGAAACCCGCUGCCACCGUCGUCUCCAUGUCGCGGUUUGAAAACGUUCAGCAUUGGGUGUCACGGCAUAAGAUACUGACGACUCUCAUCGUCCUCACUUGCGGUACAGUCAUUUUCAAAGGAUACCAGACAAGUAGGUCUAUGAGAAAAACGAGAAGGGCCAAACGAGCGAGAAAUGGCGGCCGUACAGAGGUGGUUGUUAUCGCAGGAUCUCCAACCCUGCCCCUGACCAAGUCUUUGUCUCUGGACAUGGAAAGACGCGGCUUCAUUGUCUACAUUGUAUGCAACGCCGCCGAGGAUGAGGGUAUGGUGCACGCCUUGUCCAGACCGGACAUUCGACCCCUCAGAAUCGAUACGACUGAUCCCCCUCAAGCCGGCGCCGCCAUCGAACGCUUCGCAGCCUUUUUGCAAUCUCCUCAAUCCCCCGGGCCUCACAUCAAACCGAAUAGCUUGACUCUGAAGUCCGUCAUCCUAAUCCCCAGUCUACACUACCAAACGUCUCCCAUCGCCACCAUCCCGCCAUCGAGCUUCGCCCAUCUAUUCAACACACAUCUGCUUCAACCAAUCCUCACAAUACAGUCCUUCCUUCCACUGCUUGCAUCACGUCUGCAGCCAGUGGGCGAGAAAUGGGUCCCUCCAAAGGUCCUCGUCUUCACGCCCUCCAUCAUUUCCUCAAUCAACCCGCCAUUCCACGCCCCUGAAGCGACCGUGUGCUCCGCCCUUUCAGCCUUUACCGAAGUUUUGACAGCCGAGCUUCGACCCCUCGAUAUCCCGGUGACGCACAUGCAGCUCGGCACCUUUGACUUUUCCAGCUUCGUGCCCUCGCGGGCGGCCAUCUCCAACCAAGGGCUGAUCUCUGCAGGAAGCCCCCAAGAACCCCUGAGCUGGCCCGAUGGCGCACGACACGUCUACGGACGCAAUUUCGUCGCUCAAACCAGCUCCGCCAUCUCUGGAGGUCGAAUCCGCGGCUUGGAAGGCAGCUCCCUCCGCCGACUCCACAAUGCCGUGUUUGAUGUCAUGGAUGGUUCCGUGACCAGAGACACGGUCCGUAUCGGCCUCGGAUCCAGUGUAUACGGCUUUGUUGGGCGAUGGGUCCCCCGCAGUCUUGUUUCUUGGAUGAUGGGCAUCCGGAAGGUGGACGAGCUGUCGACCUGGAAGAGUAGUUCCUACGACGGCUCGGAGCUCGAAGAAAGCGAGGAUGGCGAGGGGGCGACGACUUCUUCAAACGAAUUCAUUGCGGUUCCCUCUGAGCGCAAUGUAUGGAGUGCUGACGCGACCGAUAGUAGUCUCUUGGUGCCUCCAGUGACGAGUUCUCCCCGAGCGUGA